AUGUUACCAAAAUCCAAAUUAGAUUUUUUUAGAUUUGUUCUUCUCCUCUGUUCUCUUACAUUUCAUCAUUUAAUUACCAAUUAUUUGAUUUCUAAACUUUUCUACAAUAUAUUUAUUUAUGCAAAUUAUUUUUUUCAAUUUUGUAGUAUUUUUUAUUUAAUUUUAUGCUUUUUAAGAAAAGGAUACGUAGAUUAUAAGCUUAAAGACACAUUCAGCAGAAGCUCUCGGUAUUGUAAAAUAUGCGAGGGAUUUAAACCAACUCGAGCACACCAUUGUAGUAAAUGUAAAAAAUGCAUAAAAAAAAUGGAUCACCACUGUAUGUGGCUUGGUGUUUGUGUAAAUUAUGACAACCACGGCGAUUUUAUGCGCUUCUUAUUUUUUACAGUUAUAUCAUUAUUUGUAUCUUUACUUGGAAUAAUUAAUUUUAUAAUAAAAAUUCGAGUAAAUAAUAUGGCGAAAGUUUUAUUGGCUUAUUUAUUGUUAUAUUCUAUUUCAUUAGUAGCUCUUUGUAGUGUUAUGUUUAAAAUUCAGGCACAGCUAAUUUCUAAGAAUAUAACAUUUAUUGAAGAUCAGCAUUAUUACAUUUACGAUGAGCGAAGUGCGUACGAUAAGGGAUUUUUUGGAAAUUGGUGUGAAGUUAUGGGUAACUUAUAUUUUUUAUGGCUGUGGAGACCAAAUGGAACAGGACUAGAUUAUUUUAGGAAUGAUGAAAUAGACAAUGAUGAUAUAAAUUUUGUAUAA
This is a messenger RNA of Vairimorpha ceranae, 741 nucleotides long. RefSeq names its product dhhc zinc finger domain-containing protein. NCBI's taxonomy places the organism in Eukaryota, Fungi, Microsporidia, Nosematidae. The coding region runs from base 1 to 741 and encodes 246 amino acids. Gene Ontology annotation, molecular function: protein-cysteine S-palmitoyltransferase activity. The transcript has a single exon. Gene Ontology annotation, biological process: protein targeting to membrane; peptidyl-L-cysteine S-palmitoylation. Gene Ontology annotation, cellular component: endoplasmic reticulum; Golgi apparatus. The record is from RefSeq and is a predicted model, not a curated record.